AUGGUCUAGAUAUCAAGCCGGAAAAAAUAGGGCAAAAAAAAAAAAGCCGGAAGAACACAAGCGCCUUCUCUCUUCCAAGCUAUACUCUUCGAAAAACCUUCAAAACCUUCGAAAAACCUUCGAAAAACCUUUGAUUUCUUCUGCGAAAUCUUCCUCUUCUAUUGAAUUAAGGUAUGCAAAUUAGAAAUUUACCAUUUUAUAGUUUUUAUUUUUCGAUUUGUUUUGAUUCAUUUUUUAGUUUUCGUUUUCUUCUGCGAAAAUUUCCUCUUCUCUUGAUUACUUAGUCUGUCAAAAAUCUUUACUUGUUUUCGUUUUCUUAUGUGUACCUUUUACAAAUUCAGAUUUGUUUUGAUUGAUUUCUUAGUUUUUCAUUUUCGUUUUCGAUUUAGUAUCUUCAAAACUGAGAGUCAGAUUUUCAUUUUCGUUUUUCUUUGUUGAUUUUGAUUUACAGACUCAGAUCUUGAUGUGAAUCUUCUUGUUGAUUUUGAUUAACAGACUCAGAUUGAGAUACUAUGGAAGAUUUACAAAAAGUGCUAAAUGUGGAAGAUUCACCAAAAACUUCCAACAAUGAAAAAGAAUUGUCAGAAGGGACUCAAACUCCAAGAACUAUUACACAAGUUACCCCAAAUGGUUCAACCCUGUGGAUUCCUCAUUGUGAGUUUGAUAAAAAGCCAUUUGUUGGUAUGGCUUUUGAAAACUUAGAGAAAGCCUUAGAUUUUUAUGGUAAAUAUGCUGAAAUUUGCGGUUUUGAUAUACGUUCAUCUACUACCUACAAAAAAAAGGGUAUUGUUUUUUUAAAAUAUUUUGUUUGUAGUAGGGAGGGUAUCAUAAAACCUAACCCUAAGAAAAGUGCAGAUGUUGUUGCACGUUAUAAGAGAUCAACCAAAAGAAUUGGUUGUAAAGCUAGAUUGAUUUUGAAAUAUGACAUAGCGAAGAGAACAUACCAUGUUUUAAAAUUCGAAGAGGCGCACAAUCAUUGUCUAGUUAGCCCUACAUCGCGUCAAUUUUUAUUGGGUAAUAGGAAAAUGACUUUGUUGCACAAAAAUUUCAUAUCUAAGAAUGCACGGGUUAAUAUAGGACCGGUCAAAUCCUUUAGAUUGUUUAAGGAAAAUGUCGGGAGUUAUGAGAAUGUGGGAGUGACAAUGCAAGAUUUUAAGAAUUUCCAUAGGGAUUUGAAAGCAUAUAUCAAAGGAGAUGAUGGGAAGAUGUUGAUCGAGAAUUUUAUCAGAAAAAGAGAUAUUUACACGGGGUUUUAUUUUGAUUAUGCUUUAGAUGAGGAGGACCACAUAUCACGUUUAUUUUGGGCCGAUGCGAUAAGUAGAAAGAAUUAUUGUUUAUUUGGAGAAAUGGUUACUUUUGAUUGUACUUAUAACACCAAUAAGUAUAGCAUGGUUUUAGCCCCUUUUACCGGAGUAGAUCAUCAUAAGUCUUGUAUUACAUUUGGUAUAGGUUUAUUAGCUAAGGAAGAUAGUGAAUCUUUUGAGUGGUUAUUUAGAACUUUUUUACAUUGUAUGGGGGAGUGUAUGCCAACAUAUUUGAUAACUGAUCAAGACCCUGCAAUGAAAAUUGCGAUUAAAAAUGUAUUUCCACACACAAUACACAAACUUUGCAUGUGGCACAUCAUGAGUAAAGUGACUGAUAAAGUUGGACCGGAAUUGAACAAAAAUGAAGAUUUUUUGAAAGAAUUAAAUGGGUGUGUGUGGAAUAUUGAUCAAGAAGAAGAUGAAUUUGAAGAAAAAUGGGAGGGAAUUAUGACCAAAUACAAUCUUCAAACAGAUAAAUGGUUUACUAGUAUAUUUAGUAUACGAGAUCAAUGGAUACCCGCAUAUUUUAGGGAUAUCCCAUUGGGGGGGAUUUUGAGAACUACAUCCCGAUCGGAAAGUGUUAAUAGUUUCUUCAACCACUUUUCAAACCCUCACAUGACACUUGUUGAAUUUUAUAUGAGUUAUGAAAGUGCAAUGGAUGCACAGAGGUACAAACAAGAUAAGCUCAAUGCUGAAUCACUUCACACAAACCCACAAUAUAAAACACCAUUGCCGAUUGAAAAACAUGCCGGUGAAGUCUAUACUAGAAAAAUUUUUUUUCUUUUUCAAAAUGAAGUUUAUAAGUCUUGUUUCAAAACUUAUAUUCAAAGUAUUGAAAAGAAUGAAAGUGUGGAAAGUAUAACUGUUUUGGACUCAACGGUAAGUAAGAUGUACAAGGUGAAUUUUAUACUGGGAAGUUCGAUUGACGAGUUGAAGGUAGAUUGUGAUUGCAAGUUAUUUAAACGGAUAGGAAUAUUAUGUUCCCAUGCGAUUUGUGUUAUGAGUGCAAGACAAAUAACACAAAUACCAAAGCAAUAUGUUUUAGAUCGUUGGACGAAGCUAGCAUUAAAGAAGCCUAUUUUUGAUUUGCAUGGGAAUCUGAUUGAAGAGAGCAAAAAGUGUAACAACGUGGGGAAGUUGUUGGGGGAAGUUUGGUGUGAAAUAUUCAAUUGUGUAGGUUUAGCUCAACGGAGUGAGAGUGAUUUACAAUCACUUUUACAAAACCUAAAAGAUAUUAGUAGAAAAUUGGAGGAAAGUGAUGAUGUGAGGGUGGACAUUACUAAAGAGCAACAAAUCGAAUUGUUAGUAGGCACAAGUUCAUCUUCGACAAUGGAAAUACAAAACCCAAUCCAAUCAAAGAACAAAGGAAAAAGGCAAAGAAUAAUUGGGGAAAAGGAACAAACUAUUGAGCAAAGCAAGAAGCCCAAAAGAAAGUGCAAAACUUGUGGUAAAUUUGAUUAUCAUGAUAGUCGAAAUUGCCCAUCAACAAAAGAUACCCCACUUAAGCUACUGUCUUCUGUACAUUUGACUGGUUAUGCACACGGAUGUUCUGCUGGAUUCAUAGCAUCCUCCUUACUAGUGGAUGCACAAGGUUUAGGAACAUCAGCUGUUACUGCAAUUUUAGGAUUCCUACAUGCUGCUAAAUUUGCCCAUUAA
Messenger RNA from Amaranthus tricolor (Joseph's coat), 2960 nucleotides. Its product is annotated as protein FAR1-RELATED SEQUENCE 5-like. The transcript is spliced from 3 exons. Gene Ontology annotation, molecular function: zinc ion binding. NCBI's taxonomy places the organism in Eukaryota, Viridiplantae, Streptophyta, Magnoliopsida, Caryophyllales, Amaranthaceae. The record is from RefSeq and is a predicted model, not a curated record. Gene Ontology annotation, biological process: regulation of DNA-templated transcription. The coding region runs from base 513 to 2960 and encodes 815 amino acids.